AUGGCUUCAAGUGCUACUGAAAUAGUCAAUGAAUUCUUCCCCGUGUUUCGAGUCUAUAAGGAUGGUCGAAUCGAAAGAAUGGAGGGCAACGACGUCGUCCCUGCAUCGAUAGAUCUCGACACUGGAUUUCAAUCAAAAGACGUUGAAAUUGCACCUGAAAUCGGUGUACGGGCUAGGCUUUACCUGCCCACAAACGCCAACCCACACCACAAACUUACAGUCCUAGUCUACUUUCACGGCGGUGCUUUCGUCGUUCAAAGUUUUUUCUCUCCGAUGUUAGCCCCAGAGCACCCUCUCCCAAUUGCUUAUGAAGAUUCAUGGGUUCCGAUCAAGUGGGUUGUUUCCCAUUUCAAAGGAGACGGCCAGGAGCCAUGGCUGAAGGACUAUGUUGAUUUUGAACGUGUGUUUUUUGGUGGAGAUAGUGCAGGUAGAAACAUAGCACAUAACAUGACCAUCCGGGUCGGGGUAGAAAAACUUGACGGUAUCAGUAUUUUUGGAUUGGUUUUAAACCAUCCAUUCUUUUGGGGCGAAGAACCAAUUGGUAAUGAAGAUGAUGAAACAAAUUAUCCCAACAAAUCAUUCGUGGAUCGCUUGUGGCGGUUUGGGAACCCAUCAACUGUUGGGUCAGAUGACCCGUUGUUGAACCUGGCUAAAAAUCCGGAUCUUCCAAGCCUGGGAUGGUGCAGGUUUGUGUUGCUGAGGAAGAUCUGUUGA
Ilex paraguariensis (yerba mate) is the source of this 714-nucleotide messenger RNA. The record is from the annotation of a GenBank genome assembly. NCBI's taxonomy places the organism in Eukaryota, Viridiplantae, Streptophyta, Magnoliopsida, Aquifoliales, Aquifoliaceae.